Molecule: messenger RNA, 2575 nt
Organism: Selaginella moellendorffii
Lineage: Eukaryota; Viridiplantae; Streptophyta; Lycopodiopsida; Selaginellales; Selaginellaceae
Product: DNA polymerase alpha subunit B
Exons: 16
Coding region: 320-2197 (625 amino acids)
Biological process (GO): DNA replication; DNA replication initiation
Cellular component (GO): alpha DNA polymerase:primase complex
Molecular function (GO): DNA binding
Source: RefSeq, a predicted model, not a curated record
CGCGAUGCCUGGAGGAGGAGGCGCGAUCCCCAAUCCAGAUGCGCUAAUGCGCGCGAUCGACAGGGCAAUCGCGGCAUCGGAGACCCUGAGAGCCAACCGGCAAUUGGCGCUGGCAGCUGGGGACCAAACCCAGCUAUCGCCGUCGCGUUCGUUGCGAGAGAAGGAUCUCCAGGCCGCGGAGGACGCAUUGAAGAUGGCCAUGGCGCGGCGCGAUCCUGCCAAGGCGAUUCCACUCCUCCAAGAAGCCGGGGCGUCCAAGAAGGCCCUAGACAAGAUCCACAAGCUCCCUAGAGAGGUUUAGGGUUUUCAAGAAGUCGCGAUGGAGGAAGAGAUUGGCCGCGUGUUCCAGGAGAAUAAUUUCGCGCUGGAGAAUGCGGACACCAUCCGGCAAUGCGUGUCGCUUUGCUCGAGCUUUGGAUUGAAGCCCUCGACUCUAGUGGAGCACUGGGAGGUGUUCUACCUCAACUCGCAGCUGGAGAAAAAUACACUACUAAACUCUCACAUCGACAAGUUUCGAGUUUUUCUACAAACUCAGCAGCGAAACGAUUUCAUUCGUGAGCAUGGGGGGAUGCACAUCUACACGAAGGAUGAUUUGGAUACAUUCUUCACUGCGGAUGCAAUGCUUGUGGAUAGCAAGACGCCCAACAAAGUGGUAGGCUCUCGAGAAGCUCAAUACAUUACGCCGCCGCAACCACGGGUUAAAGUCACUCCCAGACAAGUUCCCAGUCCGACGACGCCUUUCAGCCAACGUACAACCAAGUGCACUGUCCAGUUUGUUUUCAACGAUCACCUUCCCGACGCUAGUUCGAGUGCAGUGGAUGAUAUCCAGCAAUCCGAAGAUCUGGUUCUACGCAAGCUGAAAGACGUACGAAGGUGUCAGCUCGAGGAGCUUAGCACUGGGCUCAAGCCAGGUUGCAGAUACAUGGCUGAUCAAGUCGAAAGCAGGUUCAACGAACUCGAGAGAAGGAUCAAAAAGUUUGUCCAAGCAUUUUCAGAAUACGAAUCUGUGCCGCUGUCGCAGCAUGUUGCCUAUGCAUCUCAGGAAAAGAUUCUCGUUGUUGGAAGAGUUUGCUACGAUACAGAAGAAGCAGAUCCCAACGCUGUUUUGCUGGAAGGCAGCGUUGAGUACUCUGGGGGGCAUCGAGUCCGUUUGGAUCUUCGUGAGAUAAGCCAGUUUUCACUUUUCCCGGGCCAGAUACUUGUGGUGGAAGGACACAAUCCGAGCGGGCAUUGCCUUGUUGCUAGCCGGAUCUUUUACUCUUUACCACUUCCUCCUCAUUCGGCGCCGGAUGAUAAUCCUCUUGCAAAGAGGCAAGCAACAAAUCUUACAGUGAAGACCCAGACACCACAACCGCUACACAUGAUUGUUGCGUCAGGUCCUUUUACAACAAGUGACAAUCUUUCGUUUGAGCCUUUGAUGGAGUUACUAGCCUACGCUAGGAAUAAAAGACCAAACGUUCUAUUGCUGAUGGGACCAUUUGUUGAUGCCGAGCAUCCCCACGUCAAGCAGGGAAUCACUGAUAGAGUUUUAUCUCAUGUAUUUCAAGAGGAGAUAACGACACGGCUAGAGGAUUACUGCCAGUUUCUAGGAGCAGGGGCGAGGGUUAUACUGAUUCCCUCCACACGCGACGUGUUUCACGAUCGAAUUUUUCCUCAGCCUCCUUUUAAUAGUUUCAUGUUUGAAGAUUCAUCCCAGCAGAUAUCUCUACUGCCGAAUCCAAGUGUGUUUCGCCUGGAUGAGGUAUCCAUUGGCUGCUGCACAACAGAUAUCCUUAGACAUCUAAGCAGUGAAGAAGCGGCUCGAAAUCCACCGGGCACCUCCAGCGAUAGAAUGUCGAGGCUGGGAGCACAGCUUGUUGGCCAAAGAAGCUUUUAUCCAUUGUUUCCGCCAGCGUUAGGCACUUGUUUGGACCUGGCUGUCAAUCCCAGUGCUUUGGACCUCCCUUGCACGCCAGAUAUCAUCGUUCUAUCGUCGGACUUGGUCCCUUUCGUCAAGUCUUUAAGCUACACGCCUGGUGUGAAGCUAGACGAGUCCCAGCCACGCACAGAGAACCUCACUACGCUGCUUGUAAAUCCCGGUCGACUGGCAAAAGGGGCAAUGGGAGGGACGUUUGUGGAAGCUAUGGUGACACUGCCAAGCACUCCUCAACUAAGCAGCAUUGGAGCUAGAGCAAAACUUUCCUUCAUUAAGAUUUGACAAGCACAGCGUGGUUAUGGAGGUUGAAAGAUAUCAGAAGUUUCCUUCUUCCUCAUUAUCUCGGACACACCUUAUAUCUUCGCAGCUGUGACGAGGUCCUUAAUCUUGCGAAUGCAGUGAACUGGAAAAGCCUUUGAUUGAGCAGCGACUCGAGCUCCUGUACGCGAGCAUGCUCGGGAGUUUACUAUCAUGCUUCUUCUGGAGGAAUUAGAAACAAAUUGAAGCAAGCGUUCUCUGGAAGCAAGCGUUUAGCAGUAACUCACACCACUGUUCAAGCUUGGAAGAAACAAAAAGCUAUGCUUGUAGUUUAGCUUACCGCUUCUCUCGUUUUACCGGAGAGCAGCUUUGCUAUUUACCACAUUGCACCGUUGGAGUUUU